Molecule: messenger RNA, 978 nt
Organism: Spirodela intermedia
Lineage: Eukaryota; Viridiplantae; Streptophyta; Magnoliopsida; Alismatales; Araceae
Source: the annotation of a GenBank genome assembly
AUGGAAGGCGAGAAGAGGUAAGGCCCUCCGGCGAGUUGUAUUCUUCCAGGGGGGGAUGACUGGUCUGACCUGCUGCUAUUCUCCGUCGUCGCAGGGCGGAAGAACUCGUCUCCGUCGACGUCCACGAGGCCGCCGAUCUCCUCCGCUCCGGUUGCCGCUACUUGGACGUCAGGUGAAUCACGCAAUCCAUCCAUUCCUGCUUCUCUCUAAUCUCUCUCUGUCCAUCUCUUUAUCUCUCUCUCUCUCUCUGUCUUUCUCUAUCUCUCUAUCUCUUUCAUUCUGAUUGUUUUUGCCGGAGGGAAGGAUGGAAGAGGACUUCCUCAAGGGGCACGUUGAGGGAGCAGUAAACGUCCCCUACUAUUCAGACACUCCCGAAGGUUCUCUCUAUCUCUAUCUCUUUCUCUCUCUGCACUUGAACAUCUCAUCAGCGAUGAUUCGUCGAAAUAACUCCAGGAAGGGUGAAGAAUCCCGGAUUCCUUGAUCAGGUUUCGACACUGGUCACCCGGGACGAGACCUUCAUCGUGGUACCUCCCUCUCUCUCUCUCUUUACUCAUUCUCUCCGUGCAUCUCUCUCUCUCUCUCUCUCUCUCUCUCUCUCUAACUCAUCUCUCUGUGCAUCUCUCUCUCUAUAUAUUAAUGUCCGUCUCUUCUCUCUUGGCUGACCUUAUCGCCGUCAACGUAAACGCCUGGAAGGGUUGCAUGACCGGGAAUCGCUCUAAGCACGCGACAGGCGAUCUGCUCCUCGCGGUAAAACUCCAUUCCACACCCUGGCACUAGCGUAUAUUCACAGACUUACCCCCCCCCGGCCUUAUCGGGUUAAAAUGGGCCCGUUAAUGAGAAGUCAAACUGGGCAACCUCCGGCCCACCGACUAAUAGCGCCUGGUCCAAUGGCAGGGCUUCGUCAACGCCAAGAACAUGAAAGCCGGCUACCGAUCGUGGCUCCAGAAAGACGCGGCGGAGCUGGACAAGACGGCCUAG